Paramecium pentaurelia is the source of this 1414-nucleotide messenger RNA. The record is from the annotation of a GenBank genome assembly. Lineage: Eukaryota; Ciliophora; Oligohymenophorea; Peniculida; Parameciidae.
AUGUCUGAAAAACCAAAUCCUAAAAAAGGAGAAGCUUGGAAACCUAAAGAAAAAUUUGAUAAGAAAGCAAAUAAAGAGAAGUUAAAAUAGGAAUAAGAUUAAGCUGAAACAAAGUAAGAAUCAAAUAAGACAACAUAAUAAUAAUAAUAAUAAUAAUAAUAAUAAAGUAAAUAAUCUAUUGAAUAAUAACCAUCACAAUAAUUGUAGCCUAUUAAUGAUAAAUAAAUUGUUUAGACAGAUACAUCAAAUAAGAGAAAAGAUUUUCUUUCACAUCUUCCAAUAUUUUAAGAUUAUACUUCUGUAAGUAUAAAAUCUGUAAAAUAAAUAGAUGUAAUUUAUUGUUUUUUAUUUUAGCCUUAAACAUUACAUCAUUCUUUUAUAGAACUUUGCAUUUAAUAUUAAAAUGGAUAAUGUAUAGGAUCUACUCAUAGAUGUGUAGAAUUUUUAAAUGCUUUAAAAUAAUUUAUUAAGGAUUAUAAGUUACCAAAACAAUCAAAUUACUUUGCUAUGGCAUUUUUAACUGAAUUAAAGAAUAUCUUUAAUUUAAUGGAAAACUUUAGAACAGUAAAUGAAGGAAUGAGCACAUCAUAUUUAUUUAUAAGUGAGUGUUUAAUGAUUUUAAGAAAAACAAAACUUGAUGAAAAUGAAUCAAAAAUUUGGCUAUGUAAUCAGAUUGAUUAAUUCAUUCAAUCAAAAAUUAUCUCAGCAUCAGAAUUGAUUAUUAAAAAUGUAUUUUAUUGGAAUACCUAUUUAAAAGGCUACUUAAUUGAUUUAAGAAGGAACAACAAUUUUAGUAUAUGCUAGAUCCUAUUUGAUUGAGAAUUUCAUUAUUAAUUAUUUUAAGUAAGGUAAAUAAUUGACAAUUUUUGUUGUUGAUAAUCCAUAAUUUGGAGAAGGAUCAUAAUUAGUGAAUCGAUUAUUAUAAUAAGGAAUCUCUUGUUAUUAAAUAUUGUUAUCUCAUGUCAGCUACAUUCUAUCAAAAGUAGAAAUAAUUGAAUAUUAUUUAGGUUGAUAAAAUUUUAGUAGGAGCAUCAUCUAUGUUAUGUAAUGGAGCCUUGGUAUCUAGAGUAGGAACUGCUUUAUUAGCAUGUUUAGCAUCAACUCAUAAAAUACCAUUUUUAGUAUUUUGUGAAAGUUACAAAUUCUCAGAAAAGAGUCAGAUUGAUUCAUUAUCAUGGAAUGAAAUAGCAUAAUUAGAAUAUGGAAAUGAAAAUUAAUAAUAUACUUCUUUAAGUCUUAGAUAUGAUAUAACAUAAUCUAAUUAUAUUAAUAUGGUAUAAUUGAUAAUAUGUUAUUUAUUAGAUAGUAACAGAAGUUGGAUUGAUACCAGCAACAUCUGUAAAAGCAGUUAUAGGAGAAUUUAAGAAAUACAAUUAUGUAGAUGCAAUUGAAGUUCCAAGAGUAGAUUAAUGAU